CGCAGUUUACGUCGACAAUAAUGGACGACAUGGACGACGUAGCCGCGUUCUGGCAGCACCAUGCUGAGCGUUUCUGUCCACAGGGCAACCCGCUCAACGUUUGGGAAGAAUUACUGCUCAUAGCAACACAAACGCCUGAGCGUUUCCGCGAAGCUUUGCAAGCAGCCGCAGUCGCUGUUGGUGCCCGGUACUGCAACCACGAUACUCCGCCGGGUCCGCUCCCUGAUAUCAGCAAACUGCCGGAGAGGCAGGCCGCCGCACAGCAACACGCUGGAUUAUGCGGAAAGUACCACGCGGAACACAUCGCCAACAUCGACGUCACCAUGGUAGAAGAGAGGGCAGCAGGAGCUGAGAUCACAACGAAAAGAAUGAGGAAUCAGGCCUGCUACGACGCCGGGAUGGCGCUCAACGCGCGAGGCCGUGGGGUUCAGCUGAGGAGGCAGGAGUGCUUCACCCAGGCCUGCCGCGCGGUCUGGCCUGACGACCAGCCGCUGCCCGCAGCUGUACUUGCCGCUCUUUCGAUGUAGUGAGUGACGCACGUGCCAUCGGCUACGCACGCGGGGCAAGGUAGCUAUGUUGUCUGUUUUGAUGAAGCUGAGACCGGCGGGCGAAUGUGCUGGCUCGAUUUCCCAAUGGGCGAACGCGCUAGGGUAGCUGCAGCAUUUUCGACAUCAACCGAAUAUCAGCCAGGUCUCAAACAUAGACGGCGUACGUGUGUUUUGACGGGGCGGGCGUUGGUGUGUCCCUGUGUAUGCUGGAGGUUGUUCACGUGCUGCUGCUAAUGGUGAAGGGUUGGGUCAACAUUCCGUAACACCUUCGUUGUGCAAAGAAAAGAGGAACACGAGUUCGUCACGGUUGUUGUCGGUUGCGCGGAGCAGGGCGGACUUGCACUUCGGGUGUCAAAAAUAAAUAAACAUAAAUAAUUUAAUUAAAAGAAGUUUGGCAAGAAAGACAUUCGGAAACGUGGUUCCAUGUGUCUUGGUUCUUUUGCGAGAGUUUCUUUCGUCUGUCCUUCAGGAAUAUCUUGGAGGUUCACGGGGAUUCCGACAGGUGCACGAGACCAUGUGCGUUUAAUUCGUUUGGCAUUCGAAUUAAGCUUAAUUAUCCCACCUCACAUCAACACAAGAAAAACGGGCACGAAUAUUCUGUCCUGGUAAUUGUAUGCAGAGCU
Ectocarpus sp. CCAP 1310/34 is the source of this 1171-nucleotide messenger RNA. Lineage: Eukaryota; Phaeophyceae; Ectocarpales; Ectocarpaceae. The record is from the annotation of a GenBank genome assembly.